UAAAAAUAAUAAAGUUAUUGAUGGUUUAUAAACCAAAAAUAAACUAUUAAUAUCUUUACGAAUACCGAAAAUAAUCUUUGAUGUCUCUAUAUUAUCGUUAGCAUUGCAUACCAUAAGAAAUAAAACUGUAUUAGGCUGUGACAAAACAUUUCUUCUACAAAGUAUUUAUUUAUUAAUCAAGACUUUGUAUUGAAAAUCAGAUUUUUAUUUUUUCAUUAAUUCAAAUACAAGAAACAAACGCUAUGUGGCAACACUAUUUCCAGCAAAACAAAAAGAGACAACUAUAGAAAUACGCUAGUAAAUACGAAAUUCAGCACGUGAUUGUAUUCAGCGUAGUAAAAAAGAAGAUUUCACGAAUAGCUAGUGAACCAUCGUCAACUUCUGUCUUCUUUCCGGUAAUGUACUACAAGUCAUCAGCUUAACCGCUCGUGUCGUCGCAGAACAGAAUAAUUUGAAGAAAAAUAUUAGAAAUUGUGUAGUUUUAAUUUUGUAAUACACAAAAAAACAAGUGAAGUUUAGUAAUAUUAAAAAAAUAUUGAAAUUUAUAUUAAUAUAAAGAAAUAAACACAAAUCCCAUACAUAAUGGCCGAUAACAAGAAUCAAGAUUGUGAAAUGAAUGGUGAAGAUUUCUCACAAGACGUCAGCGCUAAUGAAAAAGAAAAUGGUGGAACUGCCGGUAACACCAAUGGAAAUGCCAACGAUACAAAUGCACGCGACGAUGACAGAAAAUUAUUUGUUGGCGGUUUAAGCUGGGAAACCUCAGAAAAGGAAUUGCGCGAACAUUUCAGCAAAUUCGGCGAAAUUGAAAGCAUCAAUGUUAAAACAGAUCCACAAACUGGACGUUCUCGUGGUUUUGCAUUUAUUGUAUUCACACAAACUGAUGCUAUUGAUAAAGUUAAUGAAGCUGGCGAACAUGUUAUCAACAACAAGAAAGUUGAUCCCAAGAAAGCUAAAGCCCGCCAUGGUAAAAUCUUUGUCGGUGGCUUGACCACCGAAAUCAGUGAUGAUGAAAUCAAAACCUACUUCAGUCAAUUCGGCAAUAUUGUCGAUGUUGAAAUGCCUUUCGAUAAGCAAAAGUCCCAACGUAAAGGUUUCUGUUUCAUUACCUUCGAUUCAGAACAAGUUGUUACUGAAUUGUUGAAAACACCCAAACAAAAAAUCUCCGGCAAGGAAGUUGAUGUAAAACGUGCCACCCCCAAACCAGAAAAUCAAAUGAUGAUGAUGCGCGGUGGUCGCGGUGGUGUACGUGGUGGUCGUGGUGGCUACGGACGUGGUGGUUAUUCUCAUCAAUGGUCUGGUCCUGGUGCAUAUCCCUAUAGUAGUUAUGGUUACGAUGCCGGUUAUGGUGAUUACUACAGUGGUGGAUUUUUCAAUGGCUACGAUUAUGGCUACGGUUCUGGUGGCGGUUAUCAAUCCGGCAAACAAAGAGGGACAGGACGCCAGCCAAGACAUCAACCUUACUAAAUAAAACUUCCUUACUUUAAACAAAGAAAAACAAGAAAAAAACAAAACUAAAUAAUAUAAACAAAACAAGAAAUUAAAAAGUAAUUUUUAAUACUAAAAAACACACAAAAGAUAACAAAACCAACCUAAGCAACCGAAAGUCUUUCUUAAUAAUACAAACAAAUACAAGAGCAUUAUGCUAUUAAACAGCAUAAUUCAAAUACAAAUUAUCAAUAACAUAAUUUAGUUUGUUGUGCGUUCUUUUUUUUAUAUAUAAUUAUAAUUAUAAUUUAAUCAUAGUCAACAAUCAUCCAAAUCAACAUUAUUUUUUUCUAAAAAUGCUGUCUGUCCCUCCACAACUCUAUAGGCCCAUUCUUCUUAUAUACACACACACACACAUAUACACAGGGAAUCCUUGUAUUCAAAGGAUAUAUUGUUUUAUUAUACAAAUUUAAUAAUAUUUAUAUUGUCACACUCACACCCUAAUUUUCAUCUUUAAAAAAACAAUUCUGCAAUAUAUUUUCUUAAAGUUUAAAAUAAAUAAAAACAAACCAUUCCAAAUCCAUAACACAAAUUACAUACAAUAAUGCAGCAUCCAUAAUAUCCAAUAUAAAUAUUUUUUCAUUCAAUUACAACAUACAAAGCAGUUUUUUUCACCUCCAACACACUUACCUUAAUAAAUAUAAACUAUAUGUAAUAAUUUUUUGCUACUUUUUUAGUUCUUAAAAUAACUAUAAUUUUACUUUUAAAUUUAAAUAAACAAUAAAACAGUAAUUACCAAGA
Molecule: messenger RNA, 2226 nt
Organism: Lucilia sericata (common green bottle fly)
Lineage: Eukaryota; Metazoa; Arthropoda; Insecta; Diptera; Calliphoridae
Gene: sqd
Product: RNA-binding protein squid
Exons: 7
Coding region: 583-1464 (293 amino acids)
Biological process (GO): regulation of gene expression
Cellular component (GO): nucleoplasm
Molecular function (GO): RNA binding
Source: RefSeq, a predicted model, not a curated record